Molecule: messenger RNA, 1578 nt
Organism: Salvelinus sp. IW2-2015
Lineage: Eukaryota; Metazoa; Chordata; Actinopteri; Salmoniformes; Salmonidae
Source: RefSeq, a predicted model, not a curated record
AUGCCGUCUCCUAGCUCCUACACGGUAUCACCCUCUCCCCCCUCCUACAACACGGCAUCAACCCUGCUCGCCCUCGCUGACGGCACUCAACCCUCUGCCCCCCUCCUGCAAACAGCAUCGGACACGUCACCCUCUUCCCCCUCCUGCAAGCACGGCAUCAACCACUCUCCCCCCUCCUGCAACAGAUACGGGCAUCACCGGCUCGGCCCCCCUCCUCACACGGCAUCACCGCUCUCCCCCCUCCUACAACACGGCAUCACCCUCUCCCCCUCCUACACACACGGCAUCACCCUCUCGCCCCGUCGCUACAACAGCGGCAUCACACUUGCCCCCUCCUACAACACGCAUCCUCUCCCCCUCCUGCAAACGGCAUCACCCUCUUCCUCCCAUCUCCUCGGCAUCACCCUCUCCCCCUCCUACAACACGGGCAUCACCCUCCCCCCUACAAACACGGCAUCACUCUCUCGUCCCUUCCUACAACACGGCAUCGACCCCACCCCUCCUACGAACACGGCAUCACGCGCUCUCCCCCCUCCUGCAACACGUCAAUCGACCGCUCGGCCCUUCCCUCUCCUGCACAACGUGAUAACCUCGUCCCCCUCCUGCCCUCCUACAACAGCGGGCAUGCACCUCUCUCCCCUCCUGCAACACGGCAUCACCCUCUCCCCCCUCGCUGUAACACGGCAAUCACCCUCUCCCCCUCCUGCAACACGUUAUCACCCUCUCCCCUUCCUACAACACGUCAUCACUCUCCCCCUCCUACAACACGGCAUCACCCCCCCCCCUCAUCAAGCACGGCAUCACCCUCUCCCCUCCUACAACACGGCAUCACCCUCUCCCCCCUCAAACAACACGGCUCACUCUCUCCCCUCCUACAACAACGGCAUCACCCUCUCCCCCCUCAAACAACACGGCAUCACCCUCUCCCCCUCUACACACGGCAUCACCCUCCCCCCUACAACACGGGCAUCACUCUGCUCUCCCCUCCUACAACACGGCAUACCCCCCUCCUACAACACGGCAUCACCUGCCCCCCCUCCUCAACACGCAUCACCCUCCGCCCCCCUCCUCAACACGGUCAUCACCCUGCUCCCCCCUCCUCAACACACAAACGGCAUCACUCUCUCCCUCCUACAACACGGCAAUGCACCCUCUCCCCCCUGCAAACAACACGGCAUCCCCUCUCCCCCUCCUGCAACACCGGCAAUCACCCUCUCCCGCCCCUCCUGCAACACGUCAUCACCCUCCCCCUCCUACAACACGGCAUCACUCUCUCUCCCCUCCUGCAACACGGCAUCACCCUCCCCCCUCCUGCAACACGGCAUCACUCUCUCCCCCUCCUGCACACGGCAUCACCCUCUCCCCCCUCCUAACAACACGGCCAUCAACCCUCCCCCCUCCUACACACGGCAUCACCCCUCGCCCCUCCUAACAACACGCAUCACCCCCCCCCUCCUACAACACGGCAUCGCAACCGCUCCCCCCUCCUACAACAGCGGCAUCACCCUCCCCCCUCCUACAACACGGCAUUACUCUCCCGCCCCGCCUACAAGACAGCAUCACUCUUCUCCCUCCUAA